Caenorhabditis remanei is the source of this 738-nucleotide messenger RNA. RefSeq lists its product as uncharacterized. The record is from RefSeq and is a predicted model, not a curated record. The transcript has 6 exons. Gene Ontology annotation, molecular function: SNAP receptor activity; SNARE binding. Bases 1 to 738 code for a protein of 245 amino acids. Gene Ontology annotation, cellular component: synaptic vesicle; endomembrane system; membrane. NCBI's taxonomy places the organism in Eukaryota, Metazoa, Nematoda, Chromadorea, Rhabditida, Rhabditidae. Gene Ontology annotation, biological process: vesicle-mediated transport; intracellular protein transport; vesicle fusion.
AUGGAUUUCAAUCGAGAUGCUGGUAAUGAGACAGUCAGUCAGCUUCAACUCAAUAUUCAAAAUCUGAAUCAACAAGUAAUCCAAUUGGAGUCAUUCAUCACAAAUCUGUCAGAUAGCAGUGCUGCCGGGCAACGAGAGCGAGAGCUUUUCAAUAAGAAAGCUCACGAUGCUCAGGAAUUAUCGAAAGAUACGAAUACAUUACUGAAAAAGUUGGUUGUGAUGAGUAACUCUGAUAAAAAUCUUCGUGGUGUUCGUGAACGUCUUCAAAAUGAAUACAUUGGAGUUCUCAAUCGUCUUCAAGCAUCUCAGCGAAGAGCAGCACAAACUGAAAAAGCUGGAAUGGUGGCUGCAGAAAUGGAUGCACAAGCCGCACGAGAUGAGAAUGAAAUGUAUGGAAAUCAGGGAAGAAGUGGACAAAUGCAAAUGACGGCUCAGCAACAGGGAAAUUUGGCUGAUAUCAAAGAACGACAACAUGCAUUGCAACAAUUGGAGAGAGAUAUUGGAGAUGUGAAUGCGAUUUUUGCCGAACUCGCAAAUAUCGUUCAUGAGCAAGGUGACAUGGUGGAUUCUAUUGAGGCAAAUGUUGAGCAUGCACAGAUUUAUGUAGAACAGGGAGCUCAGAAUGUGCAGCAAGCAGUCUACUACAACCAAAAAGCUCGUCAAAAGAAGCUUCUUCUCCUCUGUUUCUUUGUUAUUCUCAUUUUCAUCAUUGGUUUGACUAUUUAUUUGGCCAAAUAG